Molecule: messenger RNA, 570 nt
Organism: Ordospora pajunii
Lineage: Eukaryota; Fungi; Microsporidia; Ordosporidae
Exons: 1
Coding region: 1-570 (189 amino acids)
Biological process (GO): tRNA modification
Molecular function (GO): RNA binding
Source: RefSeq, a predicted model, not a curated record
AUGAAGAAAGGAUUUUUUGUAUCGUGCCGUCAGAGUAAAGAGCAGAAAGGACUUAGGGAAAUCACAAGCAAGCUGCAAGCAUUUGUAGAGCCGUCUGUAAAGAGGCAGCGGGUGUGUAGUCUUGAAGAGCAGUUAAAGGAUGAAAUAGACGAGUACAAGAACCACUCGAAAUUUGCCAAACUGAUGGAGCACAGGUGCAUUCUUGUUAUUGAGAAUAAAAGCCACGAAUCCUCUGUGUCGCUAUUUAACAAGCUUAGAGAAGCGAAUGCAGCAUUUGAGUAUGUACAUCGGGUGAUUCCACUCGAGAGGAUUUUCCCGAUCGACGAUGCAAGGAUUGCUGAGGGAAUACAGGGACUAGAGCAUGGGAAAAGCUAUAAGAUUGUGUAUGAGGAGAGAAUGUGCAGUGCAGGAGUGAAGAAAAGGGUUUUUGAUGUGAUAACGAAGAAUAUUUGCCUUAAGGUUGAUCUCGAGGCCCCAGAUUACAUUAUUGCAGUCCAGGUUUUCAAAAGCAUGUUUGGAAUGUCGGUUGUUAUGAAUGAGCACAAGAACUUCAGCUUUUCUACUGUAUAA